UGGACUCCAGGCCCUGCGCGGCCCCCUUCGCCCUCCGGCCCACCCUGGGCCCCGCGGUGCGGACCCUCUGCGAGGAGGCGCGGACACUCAGCGCCGCUCGGGCGGAGCUCGGGCGCGGCGUCGGCAGUGGCAGCGGCAGCGGCAGCAGCAGCAGCAGCAGCAGCAGGUGCGCGGCCUGGGCCGGAGCCGCGGGCCGGAGAGGAAGCGGCGCUAAUCCCGAGCACGGGAGACACCUGCCUCGGCCGCGAGCCCGGCGGCUUGACAUCCCCGAGCCCAGGAGCCCCCCCAGGGGGAGGCUGAGAGACCCUUGGAGGCCCCUGACGUCCCUCCCCGUCGGCGCAGAACGGGGCAACCGCAGCCAUGACCACCCACGUGACCCUGGAGGAUGCCCUGUCCAACGUGGACCUGCUGGAGGAGCUGCCCCUCCCCGACCAGCAGCCAUGCAUUGAGCCGCCGCCAUCCUCCAUCAUGUACCAGGCUAACUUUGACACAAACUUCGAGGACAGGAAUGCAUUUGUCACAGGCAUUGCAAGGUACAUUGAGCAGGCUACGGUCCAUUCCAGCAUGAAUGAAAUGCUGGAGGAAGGGCACGAGUAUGCGGUCAUGCUUUACACCUGGCGCAGCUGUUCCCGGGCCAUCCCGCAGGUGAAAUGCAAUGAGCAGCCCAACCGGGUUGAGAUCUACGAGAAGACAGUGGAGGUGCUGGAGCCGGAGGUCACCAAGCUCAUGAAGUUCAUGUACUUUCAGCGCAAGGCCAUCGAGCGGUUCUGCAGUGAGGUGAAGCGGCUGUGCCAUGCAGAGCGCAGGAAGGACUUCGUCUCCGAGGCCUACCUCCUGACCCUGGGCAAGUUCAUCAACAUGUUCGCCGUCUUGGAUGAACUAAAGAAUAUGAAGUGCAGCGUCAAGAACGACCACUCUGCCUAUAAAAGGGCAGCCCAGUUCCUGAGGAAGAUGGCGGACCCCCAGUCUAUCCAGGAGUCACAGAACCUUUCCAUGUUCCUGGCCAACCACAACAGGAUCACCCAGUGUCUCCAUCAGCAACUGGAAGUGAUCCCAGGCUAUGAGGAGCUGCUGGCAGACAUUGUCAACAUCUGCGUGGACUACUACGAGAACAAGAUGUACCUGACCCCCAGUGAGAAGCACAUGCUCCUCAAGGUAAUGGGUUUUGGUCUCUACCUGAUGGAUGGAAACGUCAGUAACAUUUACAAACUGGAUGCCAAGAAGAGAAUCAACCUCAGCAAAAUUGAUAAGUUCUUUAAGCAGCUGCAAGUGGUGCCCCUUUUCGGCGACAUGCAGAUAGAGCUGGCCAGAUACAUUAAGACCAGUGCUCACUAUGAAGAGAACAAGUCCAAGUGGACGUGUACCCAGAGCAGCAUCAGCCCCCAGUACAACAUCUGCGAGCAGAUGGUUCAGAUCCGGGACGACCACAUCCGCUUCAUCUCCGAACUUGCUCGCUACAGUAACAGCGAGGUGGUGACAGGCUCCGGACUGGACAGCCAGAAGUCAGACGAGGAAUACCGAGAGCUCUUCGACCUGGCCCUGCGGGGUCUGCAGCUUUUAUCCAAGUGGAGCGCCCAUGUCAUGGAGGUGUACUCCUGGAAGCUGGUUCACCCGACAGACAAGUUCUGCAACAAGGAUUGCCCUGGCACGGCGGAGGAGUAUGAGAGAGCCACACGCUACAACUAUACCAGUGAGGAGAAGUUCGCCUUCGUCGAGGUGAUCGCCAUGAUCAAAGGCCUCCAGGUCCUCAUGGGCAGGAUGGAGAGCGUCUUCAACCAGGCCAUCAGGAACACCAUCUAUGCAGCCCUGCAGGACUUCGCCCAGGUGACUCUGCGUGAGCCCCUGAGACAGGCAGUGCGGAAGAAGAAGAACGUUCUUAUCAGUGUCCUACAGGCAAUUCGAAAAACCAUCUGUGACUGGGAGGGGGGCCGAGAGCCCCCCAAUGACCCAUGCUUGAGAGGGGAGAAGGAUCCCAAGGGGGGAUUUGACAUCAAGGUGCCCCGGCGUGCUGUGGGGCCCUCCAGCACACAGGCCUGCCAGUGGUCCCCGCGGGCUUUGUUUCACCCCACUGGUGGCACACAGGGCCGAAGAGGCUGCCGAUCCCUGCUGUACAUGGUGCGGACCAUGCUUGAAUCGCUCAUCGCAGACAAAAGUGGCUCCAAGAAGACCCUGAGAAGCAGCCUUGACGGACCCAUCGUCCUCGCCAUAGAGGACUUCCACAAGCAGUCCUUCUUCUUCACGCACCUGCUCAAUAUUAGUGAAGCCCUGCAGCAGUGUUGUGACCUCUCUCAACUGUGGUUCCGAGAAUUCUUCCUGGAGUUAACCAUGGGCCGGCGAAUCCAGUUCCCAAUUGAGAUGUCCAUGCCCUGGAUUCUAACAGACCAUAUCCUGGAAACCAAAGAACCUUCCAUGAUGGAGUACGUCCUCUACCCCUUGGACCUGUACAAUGACAGCGCCUACUAUGCUCUGACCAAGUUUAAAAAGCAGUUCCUGUACGAUGAGAUUGAAGCUGAGGUGAACCUGUGCUUUGAUCAGUUUGUCUACAAGCUGGCGGACCAGAUCUUUGCCUACUACAAAGCCAUGGCUGGCAGUGUCCUGUUGGAUAAACGUUUUAGGGCCGAAUGUAAGAAUUAUGGAGUCAUCAUUCCGUACCCACCGUCCAACCGCUACGAAACACUGCUGAAACAGAGACACGUACAGCUUUUGGGUAGAUCAAUUGACUUGAACAGACUCAUUACCCAGCGCAUCUCUGCUGCCAUGUAUAAAUCCUUGGACCAGGCCAUCAGCCGCUUCGAGAGUGAGGACCUGACUUCCAUCGUGGAGCUGGAGUGGCUGCUGGAGAUCAACCGGCUCACGCACCGCCUGCUCUGUAAGCACAUGACCCUGGACAGCUUCGACGCCAUGUUCCGGGAGGCCAACCACAACGUGUCUGCCCCCUACGGCCGCAUCACCCUCCACGUCUUCUGGGAGCUGAACUUCGACUUCCUCCCCAACUAUUGCUACAACGGGUCCACCAACCGUUUUGUUCGAACUGCCAUUCCUUUUACCCAAGAACCGCAAAGAGAUAAACCCGCCAAUGUCCAGCCUUAUUACCUCUAUGGAUCCAAGCCUCUCAACAUUGCCUACAGCCACAUCUACAGCUCGUACAGGAACUUUGUGGGCCCCCCUCACUUCAAGACCAUCUGCAGACUCCUGGGUUACCAGGGCAUCGCGGUGGUCAUGGAGGAACUCCUGAAGAUCGUCAAAAGCCUGCUCCAAGGAACCAUUCUCCAGUAUGUGAAAACACUGAUCGAGGUGAUGCCCAAGAUUUGCCGCUUGCCCCGGCACGAGUAUGGCUCCCCAGGGAUCCUGGAGUUCUUCCACCACCAGCUGAAGGACAUAAUUGAGUACGCAGAGCUCAAGACAGACGUGUUCCAGAGCCUGAGGGAGGUGGGCAAUGCCAUCCUCUUCUGCCUGCUCAUAGAGCAAGCUCUGUCUCAGGAGGAAGUCUGUGAUUUGCUCCAUGCUGCACCCUUCCAAAAUAUCUUGCCUAGAGUCUACAUCAAAGAAGGGGAGCGUCUGGAGGUCCGCAUGAAACGCCUGGAAGCCAAGUAUGCCCCACUUCACCUCGUCCCUCUGAUAGAGCGGCUGGGGACCCCCCAGCAAAUCGCCAUCGCUCGGGAGGGCGACCUGCUGACCAAGGAGCGGCUGUGCUGUGGCCUGUCCAUGUUCGAGGUCAUCCUGACACGCAUUCGGAGCUACCUGCAAGACCCCAUUUGGCGGGGCCCCCCACCCACCAACGGCGUCAUGCACGUCGACGAGUGCGUGGAGUUCCACCGGCUCUGGAGUGCCAUGCAGUUCGUCUACUGCAUCCCCGUGGGGACCAACGAGUUCACAGCUGAGCAAUGUUUUGGUGAUGGUUUGAACUGGGCCGGCUGCUCCAUCAUCGUCCUGCUGGGCCAGCAACGUCGCUUCGACCUGUUUGACUUCUGUUACCACCUGCUGAAAGUCCAGAGGCAGGACGGGAAGGAUGAGGUCAUUAAGAAUGUGCCCCUGAAGAAGAUGGCAGACAGAAUUAGGAAGUACCAGAUCUUGAACAAUGAGGUUUUUGCCAUCCUGAACAAGUACAUGAAGUCCGUGGAGACAGACAGUUCCACCGUAGAGCACGUGCGUUGCUUCCAGCCACCCAUCCACCAGUCCCUGGCCACGACCUGCUAGGUGGAAGGGCCUGCAGACCCUUGACCUGGAGGAGGAGAAGAAGCAGGAGAGAGAAAGCCAUGGCCAGCCUGCAGCAGGGUCCGGCUGGACAGCAUAGGGGAUCAGCCUGGAAGCAAAUAAGAACCUCCCCAAACACAUCUACGCCUCCCAAGGGCUGGGCCUGUGCAUGCUGUCCCAUGACAUCUCCAUGGUGGUUUUUCCAUAGCAUCAAUGAAAAAAAAAAAAAAAUGAAAAGAAACAGGGCAGUAUGUGCUUUUCUUUUCUUUUUUUUCCCCUCAGCCGUGUUAAGAGCCCUAGUUUCACCCCUUCUCCAUCUCACAGCCCCACCCCACAUCCAUGGUUGCUUCUCAAGACCUCCUCCUGGAUGGUGACCUCUUUCCCAGGGCCCACGUGCGACCUCAGAGUGAAGUCUCAGAGAUGGAGAAAAGAGCGUGGCCGUACCCCAAGAUAUCAGAUAUCAGCCCGACCUGACAGGCGUGUCUCCACUUCCUGGCUUCUUCAUUUCCUGUGCCUCUUCCCCCAGCCCCCAUUUUCCCAGGCAGCCUCUCCUCCUACUCUGGAUGCUGAGGAUUCGACCUCAACAAUACUUGUGGACCAGCCGCUGAGAGCCACAGGAAACAGAAGACAAGCUUCCUGGUACUGGCACCAUGGUAGAUGGUGUUGGCUCUGGCCUUCCCCGGACUCCCCCAAAACACACUCCCCUCUCAGGGCGCUCCUAGAGAGGACUCAGAAACACAUUCACAACCGUGUCUCACUGACUGGAAUUCGGGUAGAAAGGUGGUCCUGCCUGCUGUGCGGAAGCAAUGUUUAUUGACAUAGCCAGAAAUUCCGUUGCCCCAGACAGAAAGCUGUGGGACCAUCUCAGUUUGAUGACGAGGUGGUUCCGUAUUCAUGAAGCAAAUAAUGUGAGCAGCAAGGUGCCCAGGGCCGCGGACGGUGGGACCACAGCCCUGGACAAGUCAGGCACGUGCUGCCCACAGCAGCCUCCGGUGACCACAUUCGGGACGGCUUCUCUGCACACUCUCUCAUCAAGGAAAGCUCCCACGAGAAAGAAAAUAUUAAGGGGUUAUUUCAACAGCAGCCCAAAAUGUAUUGGGUCAGGGGGGUGAGGAAUAUAAAUAGUCCUUGUCAAUGAGUUUUUAAUACCAGGAUACACUCCAGAAAAGAAGUCCUGUUUUAGUGAAUCGGGACUUACACUGUCCUAGAAGCUGAGAAAUUCUUAGGAUAUUUUAUCUUCUGCUCUCAACAUCCCCAGUGUUCCUUAACCUAGAUUUCGAGGCAUACGCCUAUCACAGGGGCCUGUCUACUUCCAUUUCUCCAACAGAACCCAAAGUCUUUGCAGAAUCUCCCACCGAGCAUGGGGAGACUGUUGAGAAGGAUGGACGCCUUUGGGAAUGAAUGUCUCAUUACAGAGCUCCUCUUCUUCAAAGGGAGCCUGUGACCCUGAGCUUGUAAGAAAAUAUAAAGUGAGACAUUUGAUAUCUCUCCCUGAAUCCAGGGACAAAAAAGAAAAAUGUGAAAAUAGAGCAACAAUGAUCCCCUCCCUCAGGGCGGAUGAAUGGAAAUGGUUACCAUCAUUCAGAUGGCCCAUUUUAACCCAUGGAAAGGGCAGAAACAGUCUAUAGCAGGUUUUUGUGAUACACUGUGCUCCCCAGGGAGGAGAGAGAUGGGACUCACCACGUGUGGCCCAAAGGCCUCCAGCAGGAUGUUCUGAGGUUAGUGCAUUUGGAGCAGAUUUCUGGGCUCUCCCCCAAACCAGUUAAGUCUGCAUCCCUGGGAAUCAGGUAGGGAAAUCUGCACCUUGCACAAACUUUCUGAGCUGUUCUGUUGCCCAUGGAAAUCUGAGGAUGGCUGCUGUGGAGGGUCUCUCCUUCGAGAGCCUGGGCCCUGAGCUCCCUCUGAGCCAGGAAAGAAAAUAUUGGUAGGGGCAGGAGAACAAUUCAGUGUGGGAACCGGCAGAUCCCCCUGUCUAGAGAUGUCGCUUCCUAUUCUGAUUUGUUGUUGUUGUUGUUUAUUCCUCUUGAUGACCUUGGAUAUGUCCCAAAGGCAGAAGGGAGAGGCUACACCAUAUGAUAGAACCCUCAUUCCAAAGCCAGGUAAAAUCUUUAAGCUCCAGAGUCUUCUGAAUCUUUAGUCCUGUGUGCGGACAGUGGGUCUUUCAGACAGAUGACCCGCUCUUAAGUCCUAGAGUUUCUUCCAAAUCCUUGCCCACUGCUUUGGUGGAGAUUUGGAUCAUCCAUUUGGUGGGAUUGCUGUUUCAACAACCUGCCCCUCCAUCCUGCGUCUAUAACCCUGAAUCUGACCCCUGGAUAGAAUCCUGUUAUCUUAAAGAGACUUGACCCUGGUAAAUUGAGGUCUUCACCUUAAGGAGAGACAUUUGACUUCCCUAGCUCGCUGGCGCAUUCAUUUAUGAAUACCAAACAGGUUUAAUAUUCUUUCCUCCCUGGUAUUCCUGCUCCCUUUGAUUUGAUUUUUUUGUGUGUGUGUCUAAGAACCAGGAAAAAAAAAAAUCUUAGGUUUUAAAAAGUUUUAAAAAAAAAUUCUGUUUCAGAAACUGUCAAAUGUACCAUAUUUGUAUUAAGAGUUGUUGGGGAUUUUUGUACAAUGAAUUUACAUUUAUUUAUGGUGACUUAUAUUUACGCUUGUGAUCAAAUAAUGAUGUUAAAUUCUUAAAUCAUAUUUGCUAUGCAGCUGAAGAUGAUAUUUUGCUUUGUAUUUUGGGGUACCUGUGUUGAGUUGAUAAACAUUUCCAUCUCCAUUAAAACUGCUUCCAAACCAGC
This is a messenger RNA of Enhydra lutris kenyoni (northern sea otter), 6977 nucleotides long. Its product is annotated as cytoplasmic FMR1 interacting protein 2. The record is from RefSeq and is a predicted model, not a curated record. Gene Ontology annotation, molecular function: small GTPase binding. Gene Ontology annotation, biological process: cell projection assembly; apoptotic process; cell morphogenesis. Lineage: Eukaryota; Metazoa; Chordata; Mammalia; Carnivora; Mustelidae. Gene Ontology annotation, cellular component: neuron projection; synapse. The transcript has 32 exons. Bases 361 to 4197 code for a protein of 1278 amino acids.